AUGAAGGAGACCGUGGCUGGUGCUGAGCUUCCCCCAAAAGACACAGAAUCACAAAAAGCAGCCCGUCUUAGUCAAGGACACAUCAAAUUUCAUGCAAAGCAACAAUAUUGCUUGACUGCUGAAUGCAUUGAAGCUGCCGCCUCCAUCAAAAGCAAGCUAAAUCUGUCUGUGGACCCUUGUGAUAACUUUUUCCGAUUUGCCUGUGAAGGAUGGUUACAAGAUAAUCCAAUACCAGAAGAUCAUUCAAAUUAUGGAAUCUAUCCUUGGCUGAGACAUAAUGUAGAUCUAAAAUUGAAAGCUCUCCUUGAAAAACCGCUUAGCAAAAGACGAGACAAUGAAGCUGUACAGAAGGCCAAGAUACUUUAUUCUUCAUGUAUGAAUGAGAAUAAGAUAGAAAAAGCUGAUGCAAAACCACUUCUAAAUAUGCUGAAGCAUUCUCCAUUUCGCUGGCCUGUGCUGGAAUCAAACAUUGGGCCCGAAGGUCUGUGGUCAGAAAGGAAGUUCAGCAUGCUCCAAACCCUUGCUACUCUUCGCGGACAAUAUAGCAAUUCUGUUUUCAUCCGAUUAUAUGUGGCUUCAGAUGAUAAGGCUUCUAAUGAGCACAUCAUAAAGUUAGAUCAAGCAUCUCUGACUCUAUCAGCACGGGAAGACUACCUGGACAAUACCACAGAAGCUAAAUCUUACAGAGAUACCUUGUUCCAGUUCAUGGUUGAUACUUCAGUCCUUUUGGGUGCCAAUGCUUCACAUGCAGAGUUGGAUAUGAAGUCAGUGCUUAAAUUAGAAAUCAAAAUUGCUGAGAUAAUGAUUCCACAUGAAAAUCGAACCAGUGAAUCUAUGUAUAACAAAAUGAACAUUUCAGAACUCAGCAGCAUGAUCCCACAGUUUGACUGGCUGGCAUAUAUCAAGAAGGUGAUUGACACUAAACUCUAUUCUGACCUGAAGGACAUUGAUGCUUCAGAAAAUGUGGUUGUCCGAGUGCCCCAGUAUUUUAAAGAUUUAUUCAGGGUACUAGAAAGAGAAAGAAAAAAGACUAUUGCCAACUAUCUGGUAUGGAGAAUGGUUUAUUCAAGAAUAUUUAACCUCAGUCGACGUUUUCAAUAUAGGUGGCUAGAAUUUUCAAGGGUAAUCCAGGGAACAGCAUCUUUAGUGCCUCAAUGGGAUAAAUGUGUAAACUUCGUAGAAAGUGCUCUCCCAUAUGUUGUUGGCAAAAUAUUUGUAGAACUACAUUUCCAAGAAGAUAAGAGAGAAAUGAUGGCAGAGCUGAUUGAAGGAAUUCGAUGGGCCUUUAUAGACAUGUUGGAAAAUGAAAAUGACUGGAUGGAUUUGGAUACAAAAAGAAAAGCUGUUGAAAAGGCAAAAGCAGUUUUGGCAAAAGUGGGUUAUCCCGGAUUUAUAAUGAAUGAUACAUAUAUUAUAGAAGGAAUCAAAACAAUGAAGUUUUCAGAAAUAGACUAUUUUGGCAAUGUCCUUCAGACUCGCAAACAUGUGGCCCAAUCAGAUUUCUACUGGCUGAGAAAAGAAGUCCCCAAAACAGAGUGGUUUACUAGUCCAACAACAGUGAAUGCCUUUUACAGUUCAUCUACAAAUCAGAUCAGGUUUCCAGCAGGAGAACUCCAGAAGCCUUUCUUCUGGGGAACUGAAUAUCCCAGGUCAUUAAGCUAUGGUGCUAUUGGAGUAAUUGUUGGACAUGAAUUUACUCAUGGAUUUGAUAAUAAUGGUCGCAAAUAUGACAAGAAUGGAAAUUUGAAUCCUUGGUGGUCCUUGCAGUCAGAAGAAAAAUUCAAAGAGAAAACAAAAUGCAUGGUCAAUCAAUACAACAGCUAUUACUGGAAGAAAGCAGGGUUGAAUAUAAAAGGAAAAAGGACUUUGGCAGAAAACAUUGCGGAUAACGGAGGGUUGCGAGAGGCUUUUCGGGCCUAUAGGAAAUGGGUCAAAGAAAAGAGAAAAGGAGAGGAAGAGGCUGUACUACCAGGCAUUGACUUCACCCAUAAUCAGCUCUUCUUUCUGAGUUAUGCUCAUGUGAGGUGCAAUUCAUUUAAACCAGAAGCUGCAAGAGAACAAAUCUACACUGGAGUUCACAGUCCCCCUCAGUUCAGAGUUAUUGCUGCUAUGAGUAAUUUUGAGGAAUUCCGGAAAGCUUUCAAUUGUCCAGAAAAUACUACAAUGAAUCGAGGUGCAGAUUCCUGUCGAAUUUGGUAGUGCUUCCUCUGAAAUCCUGUGUAGAAAUCAUGUCUUCAUUUCACUGGCCUACUAUUGCUUCAGAAUUGCAUUGAUCAAGUGCAGACCAAUAUUAUUUUUCUGUGUAGCAUUCCCAUCCUGGUGCUUGACUCAACCAGAUCUGAUAUUGCUGAAUGGUUUCUCACAAGCACAGGAUAAUUCAAAAUGUAGUAUGUAAAAAAGAACAGCCAUUUUUUUUUUUAAAAGUGUCGUUUAUAAAGUUCAUAACCUGUAGAAAUUUG
This is a messenger RNA of Ahaetulla prasina, 2459 nucleotides long. RefSeq names its product phosphate regulating endopeptidase X-linked (gene PHEX). The coding region runs from base 1 to 2199 and encodes 732 amino acids. Gene Ontology annotation, cellular component: plasma membrane. Gene Ontology annotation, biological process: protein processing. Gene Ontology annotation, molecular function: metalloendopeptidase activity. The record is from RefSeq and is a predicted model, not a curated record. The transcript is spliced from 22 exons. Lineage: Eukaryota; Metazoa; Chordata; Lepidosauria; Squamata; Colubridae.